Messenger RNA from Bursaphelenchus okinawaensis, 1830 nucleotides. The record is from the annotation of a GenBank genome assembly. Lineage: Eukaryota; Metazoa; Nematoda; Chromadorea; Rhabditida; Aphelenchoididae.
AUGCCGGUAAGUACUGUAAUAUUGUUUUUGGGUACUUUAUAACUAGUAUUGUUGCAGUCGAGGCAGGUUGCGACAAAAUUUAUUUUUCUAAUCAGUGGAUAUGAACUUUUUGACCCCAAAAAUCAAUUUUUAAGCUAGAAAUUCAUUUUUAACCUAGACCACAAUCUCAUACCUAAACCUUUCAGUCUCCACCAAAACUGCGCUCCAGAAAGCCCUCCAAGUCGCCAGCCAAACCCAAGCCAGCCACUCCAAAGACCAAAAGCCCACCCAAGAAACGUGCCGCUUCCAAGUCUCCAGCCCGUUCCAAAGCCGCAAAAUCGCCAGUUAAAAAGACCCCAGCGGCAAGAGGUCGAGGACGACCAUCCAAGUCACGAACAUCGUCGCCAGCUUCAGUCGCAUCGCUGCCAUCUUCAAAAGGCAGCCCGCCUAGAAAAACCAAAGCCAGCCCUGCUAAGCCCGCUCCUCGUCGCUCCAGAAGCCGCUCCAUCCAGAGGAACUCGAGAAAUCGCUCCUCCUCAAGUCACUCGAAGCCAGUCAAGAUCGAAGAGAUCAAGGUGAUCAAGCAGACCCCACUACAACAACAACCCACCCCCGGCUCCAGAUCCUCCCUCCGACUGCGACAAGCCAACGGGCCCACCACCUUGACCAAGAACUUGUUCUCAGGCCUGUCGCCACGAUCUCCAGCUCGCGCUGCCCAACCUUACUGGACGAGGGUCAAGAACUCAAAGGUCGGGCGGUAUGUUCGCGGCAUUCCACGACGAUGCACUGUCGCCAACGCCAAGAGAGCCAUCCAGAAGCACUGGAGGAAAGCGCUAAUCGCUGGACUGCUAGUUGGCGUCGCCUACUACAGCUACUACAACAAGAAACAGAUCCAGAAGCACCUGCAGGAACAAUACGAGAAACUGGCGGAUCUGGUGGCCAAACAAAAGAGACCAAGCAUCUUCGGGUGAAUUAAGUUCGUUUUUAACAGUAGGUUAGACUAACAUGCUUGAGGUUGGUGUGGCGACAAAAAUAAUUGGGUUUUGAUACCUUUUUCGCGGAUUUUUAGAGAUUUUUUGCUAUAUUAACCUUGUUUUUUCAAAUUUUCUGACAAAUCAAGUUAGAGUUUUUGUCGCCACACCACCUUCACUAUACGCUGAGAUCAAAAUACAUAACAUAGAUUAAAAUUACGACUACAGUUAAGCUAUUAGGCUAGCUAGGUCACUUUAAAUAUCAAAAAAUACUUUAUAAGAGAAACCGUUUCUUUAAUGCCAUUUUUAAUUGACCAUAAGAUAAAGACCGAAUAUAAAUUUACUGUGAAAAGUUUGAGCAUUAAACUGGCAGUAAAUCUAGAGUAGUAUCAGAUUUCACAGGAUCGUUAAUUGCUCCGAAAUCCAAUCGCUUUAUAGCCAAUGGGUCGUAAAGUUUUAUCGGUCGAUUCGAUCACUACUUUAACAUUAAUACAUACCUUUUUUACAUAAAAAUGUGAGGAAAAGGCUGAUUUAUAUUGUAUUAACCAUUUCUUACUUCACUUGAAGCUUUAACGUUCAGAAACAUUAAAAAACCGACCAAACUUAUAUUAUCCAUGAAGGUUCUAGCCGGAAACUGAAUCUUUAAUAGCUAUUCUGACUUCAUUUGCCGUAGAAACGACUUUAGAAAGCAAGAUUGUUCUUUUCCAUACCUAAAAACACCAAAAAGCAAACCAAAACUUUGAGAAUUACCUGAGAAUAAGGUUAAGCACCUUAACCAUCUAAUCCAAGUUGUUUCAGUGGAGAUUGGUUCGUCGACACACCGCCCACUGCCGUCCCACCCAAGCACGAAACCGUCACCGAAAUACCGCGGCAACCAUGA